Molecule: messenger RNA, 498 nt
Organism: Dichotomopilus funicola
Lineage: Eukaryota; Fungi; Ascomycota; Sordariomycetes; Sordariales; Chaetomiaceae
Exons: 2
Coding region: 1-498 (165 amino acids)
Source: RefSeq, a predicted model, not a curated record
AUGUGGAAGAACUUGCCCAAUAUCUCGCCCUGCGUGAGAGAGAAAUGGGACACAGAUCCGACGGCAGACGACGAGGAUUCGAGUGAGGAGGAAUUGGCCAAGUGGAAGAACCUGAACUCGUUUAUCGCUCGAUUUAUGACAAACCAAACCGUUAUCUGGCUCCACCUUCCUGUCUGGCAGCUCAGGAAGGCGCUGGAGUGGCCACUCGAUGAUUCCAAGGACAUCACGGAAUGCCAGCUGUGGGUGGCGAGCGAAUGGCUGAUCCAUUGCGCAGGCCCUAUUUUCAAAGAGAUGAGCUCGAACCCGCCGGACCUCGACCCAUCCGACGCUGGAUCGUUCAGGACAGGCCCCCUCUGUGAUGCCGAGCCUCUGAGCGUCGAGAGGUGGCAAUUUUGGAGGAAGCGGCUCUCCGACGUGGCUACCGAUGUUAGCGCUGGUGUCGCUGGACACGCAAACGAGGCCUUGAGGAGCAUGGACGCUGCGGAGGCAGAUGUUUGA